GGCAGCGCUCCCGGCACCCGCACCGCCUGGGGUCCUGCGGCGGGCCCCCGGCGACGCUGGCAGGAGCGGGCGGGCCCCAAGAUGGCGGCGGCGGCGGAGCGCGGCUGGCUCGGGCUGCUGCUGGGGCUGCAGGCGGUAAAUGUAUAUGGAGCACAGUUGUCAUCAGAAGCCUGCAGAGAACUGGGCUUUUCCAGUAACUUGCUCUGCAGUUCUUGCAACCUUCUCGGGCAGUUCAAUCUAAAUCAGCUGGAUCCGUUCUGCAGGCAGUGCUGCCAAGAAGAAGCUCAGCUGGAAACCAGAAAGCUUUACGCAGGAGCUGUCCUAGAAGUAUGUGGAUGAAAAUUGGGAAGGUUCCCUCAGGUCCAGGCUUUUGUCAGGAGUGAUAAGCCAAAACUCUUCAGGGGACUGCAAAUCAAGUAUGUGCGUGGUUCUGAUCCUGUACUAAAGCUGCUGGACGACAGUGGGAACAUUGCAGAAGAAUUGAGCAUCCUCAAGUGGAACACAGAUAGCGUGGAAGAGUUCCUAAGUGAAAAAUUAGAACGUCUAUAAAUCACUGCUUUUGUUCCUGUUCCCUUUUCAUGUCUUCUCAUGGUAAUCAUUUCAGAUGAAGUGAGCUACAGUUGAAAAAACAUUCCAGCUUCUAUGUUAAUUUUAAAAUAUCUAUUAUGCUGUACUAAACAUCUUGUAAUUAGAAGGGGAAGUUUCAGCACACAUCUGACAAGUUGACAAACAGAAUAGCUUGUCUUAAUAUAUUUCAGUUCUUAGUGCAUUUGUCACCAGCAAAAGGUUUUGUUUCAAACUUAAUUAUGCAAAUAUCACUCUUAUAAUUAGACCUGUUUUUACAAAUGCUCUAAAAAACUAAAGAGCUUCCAAUAAUUGAAAUGGUUACCAUGCUUCUUGCGUGCCGCUCUUUGUAAACGUGUCAGAACCAAAUGCAGUGUAAUGUCUCCCAAAGAAACUUGACUGCUAGUGCCCUCUUCUUUUUGUAUUUGAAAUGUCCUUUUUAUAGAAGCAUUGUUUACAAUGAUGAUCUAGUUGACAGGUUUUGAAGCUGAUGGAGGAACUCAUGCUCUGGUACAGUGAAACAUUUAGUAAGCACACUUUAGUGAAGACUACAUAGAAAACCCCUGAGGUGUAUGCAAGUCAGAUGUCAGGUGUGCUUUACAUUAAGUGUUUUGCUUCAGAAAACAUGAGAUGGAAGGAAAGGUUUUUCCUGGCUUGCAACUUUCACAAGUUUAUUCUAUCGAAUGAAUUUAUAAACUGUUCUUUUAAAAUAUUUUUCUUUCUCAUUUGAAAUUUAUGUAAACAAGGAAUAUAGAUAGUACAUAUGUUAGUGAGUCAAAUCUAUUAUGACUUGUCAAGUUUUUUUCUCACUUAGAGCAAAUAAACAGGGCAAGCAAGAA
Molecule: messenger RNA, 1403 nt
Organism: Oxyura jamaicensis (ruddy duck)
Lineage: Eukaryota; Metazoa; Chordata; Aves; Anseriformes; Anatidae
Gene: SELENOF
Product: selenoprotein F
Exons: 5
Cellular component (GO): endoplasmic reticulum lumen
Molecular function (GO): oxidoreductase activity
Source: RefSeq, a predicted model, not a curated record